GAGACCGGUGCUAACCAGAUGAGCGCCAGAACUUUCGAAAUAUUGUUUUGUUCUGAAGAACUUUAUAUUUGUAUCAUUUUUUUGGCUGUAUUCUAAUUAUUAAGGGUAACUACUGCAUGCAAAUUCCAUCAGUGUACUUGACUGAAACUAUAAUUUGCUUAAAUAUGAUAAUGAUUGCAUGCGUUAUUUGAAGUUUUCUGUUUUUGAUUUUCUGAAAUCUUUCCCUGCGAUCGGGAGGGUGAAGAGCUCAUGUAAUUGUACGCAGUGACUUAACUCCGAGCACUUCUGUUAUUCUUUUUUGUCAUUUUCUGUCUAAAACUACAUAGAUGGCUGAUAUACAAGCAAUGAAAUGUGAAGAAGGAGAGCCUUCGUCCACUAUUGUCCUAGAAGCAGAGGAAGCAGAAACCCCUGCUGUGCCUAGUGUGAGAAUGAAAUUAAAAAAACCAAAAGGGAAGAAGAAAGUAGCUUGGUCACCGGAUACUGUGGAUAAUGAAAAUAUGAAUAAGAAGAAAUCAAAAUGUUGUUGUAUUUAUGAAAAGCCAAGAGAAUUUGGUGAAAGUUCUUCAGAAUCAGAUGAUGAAUGUGAACACUGUAAAGGACAUAUGGAACGUAAACGCCGUCAUCCAAAACCGAAUUCUUCCCAAGAUGAAAAUCAUAUACAUCCUGUUGAGCCAGAAAGUAAAUGAAGACGGUGUGAAUUAUGUUAUUUAUUCAAGAUGUGUAUAUAUGUUUGUAUAUAGCCAUUUUUUGAUUGAUUAAUAUCUGAAUAUGGUAAUUUUUACUUUACAGUGUUGUUUAUAAACUACCAUAUUCAGUAUGAAUUUCGAAUUAUAGCCAUUUUUUUGGCUGUUAUACAUCGGAAUAUGGUAAAAUUUGCUUCAUAGUGCUAUAUAUAAAAUAUAAACCGUGGUAAUUGCUACUUUUUGCUUAGCUAAGAUUUAAUUAGAUGUGUAGGAGGAUAUUAAAGAAAUCAGUAUAUAUAUGUUUUAUAAUCGUAUAUUUUACUGUUUAGAAAAGUAUUUUAUAAAGUAUGUUACUUCAUUAAAAAAGAAUAUACUUUUCUUUUUAAAGUAACACUAAAAUAAAGGAUAUUUUUUAUCAGUGAUAUUUAAUAAAUCAUGUUUGCAGAAUGAAAAAUUAUAGAUCAUGCUGCAAUUUUAAUUUUGAGAAAAUUAGUAGCCAAAUUUGAAUGUAGAAUAUAAUUAUGAAUAAUCAAAAUUUUUUCCAUGAUGAGUAGUUUUCUUAACAUAUCACACUUUCAAAAUAUAUUUUAAGCUGGUGGUAAUCUUAAUUUUGAAUAAAGUGGUUUGCUAAACUGUUAAUUUAUAUUCAAGGCCUUUUUGCAUAAUUGUAAAGUCUUUUUAUGGAUAAUGUUGAGAAAUACAAUGAAUAAAUAAAAUAAAAUAAAAAAUACUGUGUAUAUUUUGCUGAUGCACCGAUUUUUUUUUUUUUUAAAUCAAGAAUAUUAACUACUGACAGGAAGAAAGUGCUGUCACAAAUAUUUUUUUUUAAAUUAUUGGCAACAAUCAGUGGUGAUUCCAUUACCAGAGACUCAAACAAGCUAGGUGGGUAAUGUAUUACAACAGUUAAAGUUGGAAAGAAAUGCAGAUUGUUACUAGAUUUGUGACAACUUUUUUAAUUCUAUCUCUUGCAGUGCAAGUGAAGAACUGGAAAAGAUGAGAUAUAGGAACAUGUAUUUAAAUAUAUAAUACAGGAAUUUAAAAAUUGUUCUGUUUAUGUUUUGGUAAUUUAUGUCAUGUAUUAUAUAUACAGCAUCCCCUAUUUUCCCUUUGAUUAUGUGCAUAUAUUUAAGAUUAUACUGCAUAUAUUUAAGAUACUUGUCUGUUUAGUACCAUUAAUACUUUCAUAUUAUUUUUUUCCUUUCCUGUUUCUAUGUAAUUUUAUAUGAAAAUUCAAUUGAACCUCACUAUAAUGAACUUCUAGGGAUUUAAAAUUUGAUUCACAGUUAUAUCUAAUAGCUGAUAAGAAAAAAAAUUAAUCAUCUUAUAAAGUAAUGGGCAAACUGAUUGAUAAAUCCCCCCCCUAAAAAAGAGGGAUUAGACAUGCAACACAGCGAGUAGAAAAUUUAACUUUCUUUAUUAUGCAUUUAGGCAUCAUCAACAUCAGCAGAAAUAUCUGCAAUGUUGAGGCAUUUUUUAUAUUUAUUUCUGUCACGUUUGAAAAAGUUCCAUGUCGCAAUGGCAUCUCAAUAUUUUAAAAUACUGGAAUACCACUUUUUUUCCUUAGCCAUUUGGGAAUAAGCAAAUCCUCAUUUUUUAUCUUCAACACCCUUUGCUCACCAACAUACUGAAAACUCCAGAUAUCUGAUUCUGUAGCUGAUUGCCAAGAUUUUUCUCACACUUCCAUUUCAUUAAAAUAUUAAAUGUUAUAAUCUUCUUGAUUGUCAUACUUCUCCAAAAUACUUUAAACAAGCUGCAUUCUGUAAUGACAUAUCAAGCUCAUGAUUAUGCCUUGGUCCAUGGGUUCAGGAUUGAAGUUGUACAUGGGGGCAAGGAAACAAACUUAAUCUAGUCUUGAGUUUUUAACACCCAUGGUGUGUAGUUCACUUGUCAGUGUUUCACUUUUAGGUCAAAAACCUGUCAUCGCACUUUCAGAGCCCUUCUUCAAACAAGUCAUCUUACCUUACAAUUAGCUUUAACCUUCUGAGCGUUAUGACCGGGUUUAGGCGGUCAAGAUGGCCUACCUCGAAAGCAUUACCUCGCAUCUGGGCGGUCACUGGAAAAGUGUUUGAAAGCGUUACUGACGGUUCUAGGCAGUCAAUGGUGAAGACCUCGAAAGCGUUAUGACCGCCUUAAAGCGCCCGUGCAGAUAUCUUCCACCACCCCUCUUAUUUCUGGAACCCUGGAGAUCUCUAAAUGACAACUCUCAGUAGGAGUUUAAGAGGGUUGUUCUUCUUCGUUUUAGACCUCUAUGUUUUAUCGCCAAGAAAGUGUUUAGACAUAUGACAAACUGGCGCGAACGUUCUUCACUAAAUAAAUAAGCAGCGUGUAAAAAUUUCCCAAUACUAUGUUUAAACAGAUAACAUUUUCAUAAAAUAUCCUUUAGAUUUUAAACUAAAUUCUCAGAAAUAUGCAAAAUGCUUGUAAAUUCAAUUAAAAAAUAGCAUUUCAAAAUACUUGUAUUAUUUAAAUAAAUUUACUUAUGUUUAUGUAGAUGCAUAAAACCGGCAAGUUAAAAACUUUCAUUUAAUUCGCACGAACAGAAUAGUACUGCAUUCAGUUAACCUGAAUUACAUGCAAUUGCAUAUAAAGAAUAACAUUACUUAAGCAAUAAGUCAGAUAAAAAUUAGAAAAUCAAUAGUCUAUUUUUAUAAGUUAUAAUAGGCGUAUUCUUGAUAGGGGUUUAUAAAAUGCAAACUAAUUUAAUAGUAAAUAUAAUAAUAGGGACUUAUUCUUUUUGGAACAAUACUCGUCGCUUAUACUGGUUUGCUAAAGUUUUGUUCUAAUGCAUUUUAAAUCGUCCAGUGCUUUUAAUGUACAUUGAUAUGAAUGUGAUUUUUAUUAGAAAAAAUUUUAAUAAGUUUGAUUUUCUUUUGUACUCAUGCUUUACUUAAUAUAUAUUACUUUGUUCAACGCAAUGAAACUAUAAGCAGCAACGAACAGCUGAGUUAAAAUUUCCAUAUUUUGUUACCUAAAUUAUUAAAAUACUAUACAGCGUAACAUCUGAGUUUCCGAAAUGUAACCCGCAACUUUUCUAGGAGUUACAAAUUUGAGUUAAAAAAAUAGCAUUAAUUUAUCAAUAAAAACUAAAUACUAAUAAGAAAAAACGCACAAAUGUUUUUUUUAAUGUUUGUUUAGUUUAUUUUAUUGUUUUCGGAUAUAUAUUGUUGGCGAAUGGUGAAGUUGUCGUUGGAAAAUGACACAUAAUAAAGAUAAAAAAGAAGAAUGAUAUGUAUUAUUUAUUAUUCAAAAUGCAUAUAAAUUUCCUUUAAAAUAG
Messenger RNA from Stegodyphus dumicola, 3957 nucleotides. Its product is annotated as E3 ubiquitin-protein ligase PPP1R11. Gene Ontology annotation, cellular component: nucleus. The record is from RefSeq and is a predicted model, not a curated record. Gene Ontology annotation, molecular function: protein phosphatase 1 binding; protein serine/threonine phosphatase inhibitor activity. NCBI's taxonomy places the organism in Eukaryota, Metazoa, Arthropoda, Arachnida, Araneae, Eresidae.